GUCAAUGUCAAAUGAAGAAAUCUUAAUUUAACAAUAACAGCGGUUGAAACUUGAAAGCCAAACAAAACGAAAAGUUUAUAAAAUGUAUUUAACAAACAACAGUUGAAAGUGUUAAGAAAGCUUGUUGCUUGAUCUAAAAUUUUGUGGAAUCGCAACAUAGCACAAAAUCAUUGGAAAAAUGAGAUUCAAAAGAACCUCGCAACGAACAUUAAGUGAGGAAUUAACACAGCGGAAAAGGCAGAAGAAUAUUAUAACCGAUGACUACUUUGGUAAAACACUAAAAGAGUGCGGUUUAGAGCUACACGAUAGCCCUGAUAAAUGUGUUACUUCGCAUGAAACCAUUGUUAUCAUACGAAACCUAAAGAAAAACUUGCAAAAACACCCAGAUUACCCCAACAACGUAUCUGAGUUUUACUCAAAUUUCCUAAAACGGUGUAAAGAUUUGACCGACUUCAGGCAUUAUCUGUUUCCUAAUAUCGUCAGAAAAAGUGAUAGUUCUGAAUGUUGUACAGUGUCUGAUAGUUUAGUGAAAAUUUUACUCAGUGUACCAAAUAUUCAGACCAAGUUGAUUGACUUAAUUUUCGAAAAAGCUAUAGAUUUAGCUGCUGAUAACAAAUGUGGGCCAUUCAUUCAAAUGAUACUAAAAUGCUUCUCUUCCUUAGAUAAUAUUGUUGACAGUGACAAAAUUUCCGUACAUCUCAUCAACCUUUUAGAUGUGACUACAGAACAUAUGGUACGCUUAGAAAUCAUAACAGCCAUUCCCGAUAUAAUAGGGGAUCAAGCACAUGAGAACAUAGCAGCGGAAAUGAGUAGGAUCUUAAGCGAAGACCAUGACCUUAUCCCUGCCAUAUUGGAUUGUCUCUCUUAUCUUUGUUUGUCCGACGAGCAGUAUGAAAAGCUACAGAAAAAGACUUUAAAUAUACUAAUGACAAUAUCAAAAUGCAAUAAUUUUUCUAACUUUGUCAAAUUUCUCCUUAUUCCUGGACGCACAACAGACUCUGCUUAUUUGGAAGUGGUUCAGGGAUUGAGAAAUGCAUUAAGUUGGUCAACCUCUAUUGAUAAACCUGAGGAGAUAGUGUCUAGCCAGGUUCUUACUGCUACUGCAAUAAGGAACUCCAUUGUGUCAUCUAAAGUAAUAGCUAAUGCUUGGUUCAAAGCAGCUUCCUUGUGCAAUCGCAAUACAGACCAUAAACCAAUAGAUUUUGUAAUAAUGUUAAUUCUAUAUUCCACAUCAGAGGAAAGGCAAAAGCAGUUAGAGAGUUUAAUUCGGAAACAAAUAAAAAACAAUAUAUUGAAUGAAGAACUAAUCGAUGAAACAUUUUACAAAUUCAAACCGAUACUCAAAGACUAUCUAAAGCAUCUAAUAAGCUUGACAAAUUCUCUCUUGGAGGUUAAGGCUGAACCUGUUAUUCAAAAUUUUGGUUCUCAUCUUUAUACUACAAUGUUAUCUCAGCUUGACGAGUUUUGUCAGACUAUAGUAGCAGAAUUAUUGCAACUGGGUUUAGAUUCCAAACAAUGUGUCAUAAAUAUACUGUCAAUUUUAAAUAAAGUUGCAUCAAAAGAUAUGUCUAUAUUGAAACCGCAAAGUGUACAAAUGAUGAAAUUAUUAGAUCGAAUGGAUGACAUGACCUUACCUGAAGUAAGAGCUGUGAUGAAUUUGCUUUGUGGCCUUGCAUACAGCUAUGAGAACUCGGUUAUCAGGAAUGAUAUUCAUAUGAUUAUUUGGAAAGAGUUGGGUAGCUCCAAUCCCACUAUUAAAGUUCAAGGAAUACUAGCUGGUAUACAUGCUGUUAAGUAUCUCAUAGCUUCCAAAGAUGGAGAAGACCUAUCAAUUGAUUCAAUGGAUGAAAUUGGGAAUACUUCAGCAAACCAUAUGAUUGAAGGUGAUCUUCAAGAGGCUGCACAAAUCAUAGAAUCAAUCAGUAACAACACUAGACAACUACCUGAUAUAACAGCAUUCUUUUAUGAUGAAUUAUGUAAGAUAAUCCAAUCAUUGAGUUAUAUUAAUAAACAUUUUCUACAUUGGCUAACUGAUGCAGUCACUAAUGAUCUUGAGCAAAAUUUCAUAGUCAACAAUUUGGAACACAAUACAAUUGACAACCUUAAACUUGACAUACAAUUUUGUUUAAACUCAGACAGUGAAAUAGAUGAAGCUAUAGCCAUUAAUAUUGCAGGCAUGACGUUGUUAGCCAAGGAUGAUGUUAAUAUUCAGAUUUUGUCUCCAUUAUUUCAGCUUGUACAGACAUUACAUGCCCGAAAAUACAAUGGUGAUUUGUCGAAAAUUGAUGCAUUACUAGGAUGCCCAGUUGUUAUGCCUAUCUUCGAUGUUGAUUCAAUUGAGGACAUGAGUUUUAGUACUGUUUCUCAUAUUUUGGAUUGCCAAAUACACUGUGCAAAUUGGUUCCGGGAAAUUGUAAAUGCGUUUGCUUCACAAACUGAUUUUGUUUUAAAAACAAAAAUCUUUAGUAGAGUUGCACAUCUUCAAAAAUUAGAAAAUUUGAUAAGCACAAUAUUAUUAAAAAUCAAUUUUAUAUACAAGCCCCCAGCAAACAUAUCUGGUUUAAAGAAUAACAAACAAAACACAAAAAACAAUACUAAAAAACAAAACAUUAAACCAAAUAUUCCAAAAAAGGCAACAAAUGAAGAAUCUAUUCUACCAGAAACACUGAAGUCACAAUCAUCUGUUAACAAUAAUAAAAUUGUAAUUAAAAAUAGACUUGGACAUGUACAAAAUAUUACUUUUCGACCAUUUAAUCUUAACAUUUUGAAUCUUCUUAAUACCAAUCUCACAGAUGGUAAUGAUGAGGAAAUGGGGUUAAACAUUGAAAAAUUACCCUUUCUUUUGAAAUGCGUUAACUGCAGUCUUGAAAAUUUAUUGAUUUCAAGAAUUAAAAAAAAGACAUUUCUGACAAAGCAAGGCUCUGCAGAAACUUAUGAUAGUAUAAAAUCUGAAGAGUGUGCACAGUCUGUUAGUGUAAUAAUACCAAAGAUAAUUAGCCACAUGGGUGUUAUUACAUCGCAAUUAGAUAAGUCAUUGGUACGCGAUGAAGACGAUAAUGAAGAAGUUUUAAUAAGUGAUGAAAUUUCAGACCACAUUCUAAGUUUGGAAUACAUAUUUAAUAUGUUUACAAUAUAUUUUAAAUGGAUUGGAUUUAAGAUUCAGCAUAAAGCACUUUUAGAGACUUCGUUGCGCUCCAUUGCAAGUUUAGAUAAUGAUAAAUCAACUUUUCUUCAAAAUUUAUUGGUGACAGUUGCUAAAUAUUUUCAAAAGCAUGAAAAAUAUUGUGUUCAACUAACUACUGCAGUGUCACUACUCGAUGUUGUUAGCGCUCUCCAAGAACAUACUUCAAGCGAGACUGUAACAAAAAUAUUGAGAAAAAUGGCCCAACAUUUUCUUUCCCGAGAAUGGAAAACUGCGAAUGGAGCGGCAGAAAAAGGUUUUUAUUUUAAUCAGAGUAUUGAUAACUUUGUACAACUUAAUCUCAAACAUAUCGAAAUAUCAGAACUGAAAAAUACCGUUCUUUUACUAAUAAACGACGUGCAAAUGUUAAAAAAUCGAAACAGCACAUUGAAUUCAUUUCCAAGUAUUAAUAAAUCCAAUUUACACAUUUUGUAUAAAAACCUGGGCAGUGCUCUUCAGGAAUCAGCUCAAACUUUUUUAAAUAAAGGCUUAACCAAUUUAGAGCAUUUAGAUCUAUGGAGGGAUGUCUUAUUCAUUUUGAAAUGUUUGUCCGAACUGGCUAAAACCCUCAAAGUUCGAAAUAUUUUGAUCGCUUUUUACAAAAAAAGCCUUCCAAUAAUUAGAUUAUUCGUGCAACUCGGAAUACCUAUAAUAGAAUUGGAGUUUAAGGCCAAAACAAAAGAUAUACAGGAACUUUUGGCGACCUUACAGCAGUCUACGAGGUUUCUGCAGACAUUAGGCCGCCAUUUCCGGGCUAAGAAAGAUAGAGCUUUGCUGGGCAAAGUGCCCUAUAUGAAGCAGUUGCUGGAAACACUUCUAUAUAAAGUGAAAGCUGUAUUAGCUGCGAACGAUUGUCCUGGCGCGUUUUGGAUGGGCACCCUCAAGAAUAAGAAUAUAGAUGGCGAAGUAAUUGCGACACAGCAGAGUAUAGAAAGUGAUGGCUCAGAAGAGGAUGGUGACGAGCAGCUGCCAGAUGAUAGUGAUGAUUCUGAUAAUGAAAUUCUUAAUCCUGAUUCAAGGAGUGCCAGUGUUAUAGUGUGAAUAUGAUGAUUAUACCUUUUUCUUAACAUUAUUCAUGUAUACACUAACCUUACCGAAUAAGAUUCAGCACAUUCUGGUGUUACCAAUAUUUGUGCUAGACCUUUGUUAUGAAAAUUGUCUAAGACAAAACUUUAAGCUUUUCUUUGUCAUAUAUCACUUACACAUAUCUUGUCUACUAGCUACCCUUAGUUGUGAAAAUUAGAUUACAGAGCCCCUAGUGCAAUUUAUAACGUUAAAAAUGCAGAAUUAUAGAUUUACGCUACAAGUGACGUUAGUUUAUAUGAAACUUGUAUUAAGAUUUUAGGAUACAAUAAAUACUUUCACUCUAAUCUUCAGUGAACGAAAUAACAAAUUGUUAUUCGAAACAGCACCAUUGACACGCACGUCAUACAUGAUUGGUUCUACUGUAUGUCAUGCAGCACGGGACGAGCCUUGAUUGGCCGGCAGUUAAUCCGUCAGCAUUGUGACUAGCUAACUUAACGCAUUCGAUUUCGGGGUACACUUCAUAAGCCACUCCCACCGAGGCUAUGUCUUCGAUACGGGCUAUUUUUGGGUUAGUGCUUCUGUUUUUUCGUUCGCUGCUAAUCUUAAAUGUUUAAUAAGUAGCAUUAUCAUUGUACAGAUACGAUUGUCAGAACAUUCUAAGAGUGUCUAAGACGCAAUGUCUUAGCUUAUUUCAGAUUUCAGUAGCAACGCGUGUAGCUGCGCGAAAAACUUCUAUGUAAAAUCUCUUAAGUAUAGAGCGUAUCUACUGAUAAAUUGACGUUACUUUGUGGAAUUCCAUUAUAUAUUAUGAAAAUGAAGCUCAAUUCGCUAUGCUCCGCGUAAAGGAGGUAUACAUUAUGUGGAUUAAGUAUAGAAGGAGGAUUGAAGAAAUUAUAAAUUGCACCUUACGGCGGAUUCUCCUGCUUUAAGCGGAGU
Messenger RNA from Pararge aegeria (speckled wood butterfly), 5143 nucleotides. RefSeq names its product Fanconi anemia group D2 protein (gene FANCD2). The transcript has a single exon. Bases 179 to 4222 code for a protein of 1347 amino acids. Gene Ontology annotation, cellular component: condensed chromosome; nucleus. Gene Ontology annotation, molecular function: DNA polymerase binding. The record is from RefSeq and is a predicted model, not a curated record. Gene Ontology annotation, biological process: interstrand cross-link repair; double-strand break repair involved in meiotic recombination; mitotic intra-S DNA damage checkpoint signaling. NCBI's taxonomy places the organism in Eukaryota, Metazoa, Arthropoda, Insecta, Lepidoptera, Nymphalidae.